AUGUUCCCCAAUGACGAAUCAGACUACACCUACACCGCCAAUGUUUACUACUGCAAGGUAUGUCCCAGGUCGACGGGGACGAAGAACUGGCGCAAGCAUCUCGGCACGAAAUCACACAAACGAAGCGUUGCGGAGCGCGAGGCUACAAGCAGACCGCGACCGCCUUCGCCUGACGGCAUCCCACAAGCCGGGCCUCCAGCAGUAGAGGAAGAGCACCUUGCAUACACGGAGCACUCUUGGGCCUGCGGGCCGGGGUUGAUUGAUCUCGACCAGUACGCCCCCCCUUCACCGUCGAACGUGCGCGGUCUUGUCGCCGACCUCGCCGCGGCCCAUGCUGCGAACCGCUCAGAAGCCAACGGGGUCAGUCAGGCGUCAGUGGUCCCCGACUCGCACGGCGGCCUCCUCAAAGACCUCAUGACUAUCGCGGCGCACAAGGGCGAUAAUAUGGAAGAAGAUGAGCGGCCGAUUGUGCGCACUGACAAGAGAUCAGAUAGGGUUGAAACCAGCGCCUGGUACCCUUUCAAGAGCAAGUUGGUCAGUCCAAUGCCGCUCAAUUCUCUUUCCACCAACUUUUGA
Molecule: messenger RNA, 576 nt
Organism: Puccinia triticina
Lineage: Eukaryota; Fungi; Basidiomycota; Pucciniomycetes; Pucciniales; Pucciniaceae
Exons: 2
Coding region: 1-576 (191 amino acids)
Source: RefSeq, a predicted model, not a curated record